Molecule: messenger RNA, 1845 nt
Organism: Cladophialophora psammophila CBS 110553
Lineage: Eukaryota; Fungi; Ascomycota; Eurotiomycetes; Chaetothyriales; Herpotrichiellaceae
Exons: 1
Coding region: 1-1845 (614 amino acids)
Source: RefSeq, a predicted model, not a curated record
AUGUCCAAAGACGACAACAAUAGUGAUGAUGGGGCACCGAAGCCAUAUAGUGGCCCGCUUUUAUUCAUCAACAAGACUUCGGAGACCCUGGGUAGAAGUCGAGACGAGAGUUUCACUAUUUCCUCGCAUGUGUCCAAGACACAUCGCAAGUGGUUGAAAGAGGAGAGGCUCAGGCGACUGCAUGCAUCUAGCAGCAAGGCUGUGGCUGCCCAGCGAUCUAUUCUUCCAGCAGCAACAUCGCGAACGCCAGGGGUCGGUCCAUCAACUGACGCCCCAGUGGAGGAUCACUCUGUACCUGAACGGACAGUCACCGGCCCCGGUCAACUGCAAGACGAUGGUAGUGCCUAUCGCGCCAUUGUACACCAUUCAUCGGGCGAGGGGUUUCGUGGCGACGAACAUAGUCAGCCUGUUUACCCAUUUGAGGAGAGCAGCCAAGAAAAUAUUGACCAACAACGAACGGCGCGGUCCGGAGUAUGGAGCAAGCGUACUUUGGCAAUCAAUAGACCCUCUUUGACCUUCUGGAAGGGCAAUUAUGACCCCUUUUCGGCAGCUGCAGUGCCUCUGACUCCGCCAGACCACGAGAUCAUCCGACUAGCUCAGCGGUUCUUCGUAUUCGUGGCCUGGCCAGACAAGACAAGCGCAGUGUGGAGGGCCCCAAUAGCCGACACUUCCAGUUCCCACAUCCAUCUUCGCAAGAUUAUUGCAGAUGAAGCUGAAGUUCAUGCCAUCCUUGCCGCAGGCUAUGCUGUAAACGGAGAGCUCUCGAAGCAUGAUGCCAAGAGGUCUAUGACCCGGCAGCUGUUGCAUAAAACCAAAGCCGUGGCGCUCCUUCGAGAUCGGCUUGCGAAACAUGGCUUCUCACCCAGCGUCACCACGUUAAUUCGCCUCCUCAUUUCUCUUGACUUUCACGUAUCCGAUGAUGAAUCGGCCCUGGUUCAUUUACGUGGCCUCUGGGCCAUGGCGUCGACAACACCAGGAGUUUUGUUGGAUGCCCAAGAGCUGCUCCUGAUCAGUGACGCUUGGAUCUCUAUCUCACUGUUGAAGAGACCUGAAAUAUCCCCGGAUCGUUACGAUCCCGGGACGCGCUCACAGCACCUGUUCGACCAAGCUCUUCGAGUGCUGGAAGAUGAGCAUGGCAUUGCUGUGACAGCCGGUGCCAAGAGCGCAGUACCCGAGGCUGCACUGGAUGAAAAGAUGUGGAAGCUGUUGGCAGGCGCCCACGAGAUCGUCAAUACAAAGAUGAUAGCAGGCAAGAUCCAUGAUUCCAAAUUGCAAGAAGAGGUCGUGCAUUGGAUAAACAGACGAAGCAGUGCCGUUACUGGAUAUUGUACCACAGGAUACGUCACUGCGACUGAACUAGCUCAAUCACCAAAGCUGGAUCAAGCAAACAAAGUCAAGCAAACAUUGAUGGCCGCCGCAUGCCUCUGUGCGAUGAUGUUCAUGAAUCUCAAGUUCCUGGACUUGCCGCACAAUUACAAUUUCAGCAAGACAUGCCAAAAGAUCGAGCAGGUCCUUCGGGGUGUAUCGCAGCCGUUAGCACAAUACAGCCAACCAGCGCAGGAUAGCGACUACUUGUGGCUCUUGUUCCUGGCCGCGAUGGGCAACGACAUUUUUACAGCGAGGGGCGAUAUCCCCUAUUCAGCGUGGCCGGCCACAGAGUUUCACCGUGUGUGCGAGCGUCUGGAAAUCACAGAACAGCAACGGCCAGCAGCAACGGCAAUCCUCCGCCGGUACCCGUACUACGCGGAAAUGGACAUCUUCAUCCUCGAGUUGCUUGUCCAGAAGGCGCCGCGCCGACACAUCAUACCAUGGUCGAGGUGGUGUGUUAUCCUGAAUCAUGCUUGA